Molecule: messenger RNA, 1432 nt
Organism: Rhinichthys klamathensis goyatoka
Lineage: Eukaryota; Metazoa; Chordata; Actinopteri; Cypriniformes; Leuciscidae
Gene: ube2g2
Product: ubiquitin-conjugating enzyme E2G 2 (UBC7 homolog, yeast)
Exons: 6
Coding region: 99-596 (165 amino acids)
Cellular component (GO): cytosol; endoplasmic reticulum
Source: RefSeq, a predicted model, not a curated record
CUUUGCUCGCUUUUGUCCCGGAAGGACAAGCCUUUUCAUCGUGUCAGUUGUCGUCACCCUUCGUGCCAAAACAACUUCUUUCUUGACCAGGCUGUAAAAUGGCUGGAACAGCUUUAAAAAGACUCAUGGCCGAAUACAAACAACUAACUCUCAACCCUCCAGAGGGGAUUGUGGCAGGGCCUGUAAAUGAAGAGAACUUCUUUGAAUGGGAGGCUUUGAUUAUGGGACCAGAGGACACAUGUUUUGAGGGCGGUGUGUUCCCUGCCAUCCUUAGUUUCCCCUCAGACUACCCCCUCAGCCCCCCCAAGAUGAGGUUUACCUGUGACAUGUUCCAUCCAAACAUCUAUCCAGAUGGACGUGUGUGUAUCUCAAUCCUGCAUGCACCCGGUGAUGACCCCAUGGGCUAUGAGAGCAGUGCUGAGAGGUGGAGUCCCGUGCAGAGCGUGGAGAAGAUCCUGCUGUCUGUGGUCAGCAUGCUUGCCGAGCCCAAUGAUGAGAGCGGAGCAAACGUGGACGCCUCUAAGAUGUGGCGUGAGGACAGAGAGCAGUUCAAUCGACUAGCUAAGCAGAUUGUGCGCAAAUCUCUGGGUCUCUGACUCUCUGUGUACAGACACACUCUCACACUCCAGGACAGUGAGGAUUGACGUUUGUGAGGAUACAAACUCCCAGCGGAAGAGUGAGUGUUGUAGUGUGCUACCCCCCCUACCUCCACCAGUGUGAGCACUUUAUUCCCAUCCAGGCUUUCAUACUCUCGUCCCAGUCUUGCCCUCUCCUGUGAUUGGGUGGAUGCGUGGACAAAUGGCUUUUGUUGAAUAAGGCAAAAUGGCAUGCGUUCACCGGACAGUGUUUAAUAGAGAGUCAAGCAUCAUUCUCUCAUCAAACGUUUUUCACAGCCAUUUUGGGCUGCCGGUUUGUCUGUCAUGCCUGUUACAUGUCUAUAGAUCCAUGAGAUACCCAGUGGAAUGCAGCUUUGGUUUGAUGACAGUAUGCUGAUGCAUGCUUUAAUGCCUCCUAAUAAAAUGCAUUGUGAGGAAAUCAUACGACGCAGUGACUAUCACAUCCACUUAUUUGUUUAUGAACAGAUUGUAUUACUGAUCUUUUAGGAAUGUGGGAAAAGAUCAUGUCUAUUGAUGGAGAUUUAAUAAAUGUUUUAAUUACAAACAUUUGAUUACAUUUAAUGUUGAAAUUUGGUAAUGCACAGAUAAGUCAGUGUUUUUGUCAAAUUUCACUCUUUGCAUUUAUUGAUGUUUUUAGAUUCUGCAGCAGCAAGCUGGAAUUGUCCAGCCUUCAGCAGAAAGACAGACCAAAAUAAUUGAUUUACACCAUCAUCACUUCAAUUAAGAAACGUUUCAUUUCUUUAUUUGGUAUUUUGCCUUUCAUUUGUUCUCAAGGAUUGUAUAGCCAAAUAAAAUCAAUAAGUGUUUGUGAUGUA